AUGAAACUGGUCACGUGACUGAUGACGUUUCAGCGGGAGUAACUUCAGGGAGAGGAAGCACGUUUAUGAAACACUAGUGACCGACUGAGAAGGAGCAAGAAGACAAAAGCUGAGGAAUUAAGUAUCAAUUAGACGGUUGAAUACAAACCAAGAGAAAGAAACCAUGCCUGCAGAUCUUAACAAAGGCAAGAAGGCUUUUGUCCAAAAGUGUGCCCAGUGCCAUACUGUGGAGAAUGGUGGAAAGCACAAGGUUGGGCCUAACCUUUGGGGGCUGUUUGGACGCAAAACAGGCCAGGCAGAGGGCUACUCCUAUACUGAUGCCAACAAAAGCAAAGGCAUUGAAUGGAAUGAAGACACCUUGAUGAUUUAUUUGGAGAACCCCAAGAAAUACAUUCCAGGAACAAAGAUGAUCUUCGCUGGCAUCAAAAAGAAGAAUGAGCGAGCUGAUCUUAUAGCAUAUCUGAAGUCUGCAACUUCAUAAAGAACUCUUCAUCUUUGCCAUUUGUUUGUGUCCUGACAAACUGGUUAAGAGGCACCGGACUUGUUCUUUCAAAAUCAGACACAACUGCAAGCAAUCUCUGACUGGUAUUGGCAUGAUAAGCUGCAAUCUUUGUACACAGCUGUACCUGUUUCUGAUAUGAUCCUCCUUUUGUGGUGGACUAAAUGAUAUCCCCUGGUUUUAACAGGUUCCUUUUUUAUCUAACAAACAUAAAUUAUUAAACCAUAUACUGUGUGUUCAGAAUGUAGGGACUGAAAGCUGUGUUUUGUUUGCUUAAUUGUCAUUCUUGUCGUUCUUGAUUUUUUAGUAAAGUAGUCUUAAUAAUUGUUUGUUCUAAGAAUGCAUAUGCCUUAUCCGUUUCCAAUUUGGCGAUACCGCAACAGUCUUAAGUCAUUUCUGAAUUUGCACUGUGAAUAAAAAUGACUUCAAACGUU
Messenger RNA from Cottoperca gobio, 933 nucleotides. Its product is annotated as cytochrome c-like. Gene Ontology annotation, molecular function: electron transfer activity; heme binding. Bases 164 to 481 code for a protein of 105 amino acids. The record is from RefSeq and is a predicted model, not a curated record. NCBI's taxonomy places the organism in Eukaryota, Metazoa, Chordata, Actinopteri, Perciformes, Bovichtidae. The transcript has 3 exons.